Myripristis murdjan (pinecone soldierfish) is the source of this 6116-nucleotide messenger RNA. It is a transcript of the gene ap3b2, whose product is annotated as adaptor related protein complex 3 subunit beta 2. Gene Ontology annotation, biological process: vesicle-mediated transport; intracellular protein transport. The record is from RefSeq and is a predicted model, not a curated record. NCBI's taxonomy places the organism in Eukaryota, Metazoa, Chordata, Actinopteri, Holocentriformes, Holocentridae. Gene Ontology annotation, cellular component: membrane coat; AP-3 adaptor complex. Bases 105 to 3566 code for a protein of 1153 amino acids. The transcript is spliced from 29 exons.
CCCCGUAUAGCGGAGAUAGCGCUGUCUGUGCGCCUUUAAGAGCAAUCCUGGUCUCUGCACUAAGUCUCCAUCGCUGCGCUCUGAGGGACAAGACAGCCACAGCAAUGUCGGCCAGCUCGGCUUUCAACGAUGAAAAAGGGGGCUCCUCCAGCGUCGGGGAGCCGGAAUAUGGUCACGACCCGGCGAGCGGAGGGAUUUUCUCUUCCGACUACAAAAGACAUGAUGACUUAAAGGAGAUGCUGGACAGCAACAAAGAUUCUCUGAAAUUGGAGGCAAUGAAGCGGAUUGUGGCUAUGAUAGCCCGAGGUAAGAACGCAUCAGACCUCUUCCCGGCCGUGGUGAAGAACGUGGCCUGUAAGAACAUUGAGGUGAAGAAGCUGGUUUAUGUUUACUUGGUGCGUUACGCAGAGGAGCAGCAGGACCUCGCGCUGCUCUCCAUUUCCACAUUUCAGCGAGGCUUGAAGGAUCCCAACCAGCUGAUCAGAGCCAGCGCUCUGCGGGUGCUCUCCAGCAUCAGAGUCACCAUUAUAGUCCCUAUAAUGAUGCUGGCCAUCAAAGAGGCAGCUUCAGAUAUGUCACCAUAUGUCAGGAAGACAGCUGCCCAUGCAAUUCCUAAACUCUACAGUUUGGAUCCUGAACAAAAAGACCAGCUGAUUGAAGUCAUAGAGAAGCUCCUUGCUGACAAAACUACGCUGGUGGCAGGAAGCGUGGUUAUGGCUUUUGAGGAGGUUUGCCCGGAGCGUAUCGACCUGAUCCACAAGAACUACCGCAAGCUGUGUAACCUCCUGAUUGACGUGGAGGAGUGGGGUCAGGUUGUCAUCAUCAACAUGCUCACCCGCUACGCCAGGACCCAGUUCCUCAACCCCAACAUCAAUGAGUCCCUGCUGGAGGAAGGAGGCGGAGGAGAGAAGACCUUCUAUGGCUCCGAUGAUGAGGAGGAUGAAGACGAGGAGGACAAGGAGAAGAAAGCGGAGGCUGCUGCCAUGGCCAAGAGGAAGCCGUAUGUGAUGGACCCAGACCACCGGCUGCUGCUGAGGAACACCAAGCCCCUCCUGCAGAGCCGCAACGCAGCUGUGGUGAUGGCUGUGGCCCAACUGUAUUUCCAUCUUGCCCCUAAAGCGGAGGUUGGGGUGAUAGCCAAGGCCCUGGUCCGCCUCCUGAGGAGCCACAGUGAAGUUCAGUUUGUUGUUCUUCAGAAUGUGGCAACGAUGACUAUCAAGAGAAGGGGGAUGUUUGAGCCUUACCUGAAGAGUUUCUACAUCCGCUCCACCGACCCAACCCAGAUCAAAAUCCUUAAGCUGGAGGUCCUGACCAAUCUGGCCAAUGAGACAAACAUUUCCACCAUUUUAAGAGAGUUUCAGACAUACAUUAAAAGCAUGGAUAAAGACUUUGUGGCUGCCACAAUCCAAGCCAUCGGCCGCUGUGCGACCAACAUCGGCGAGGUGAGGGACACGUGUCUGAACGGCCUGGUCCAGCUGCUGUCUAACCGAGACGAGCUGGUGGUGGCAGAGUCAGUGGUGGUUAUCAAGAAGCUUUUGCAGAUGCAGCCAGAGAAGCACAGCGACAUCAUCAAGCACAUGGCCAAGCUCACAGACAACAUCCAGGUGCCCAUGGCACGAGCAAGUAUCCUCUGGCUGAUAGGGGAGUACUGUGAGCAUGUUCCCAAGAUCGCCCCGGACGUCCUGAGGAAGAUGGCCAAGUCGUUCACCAACGAAGAAGACAUUGUCAAGCUCCAGAUCAUCAACCUGGCUGCCAAGCUCUAUCUCACCAACUCCAAACAGACCAAACUGCUGACUCAGUACGUCCUCAACUUGGCCAAGUACGACCAGAACUAUGACAUUCGUGACCGGGCGCGCUUCAUCCGUCAGCUCAUCGUGCCCACUGACAAGAGCGGUGCCCUCAGCAAAUAUGCCAAAAAACUGUUCCUCGCCCUCAAACCCGCCCCUGUCCUUGAGUCUCCAUUCAAAGACCGAGACCACUUCCAGUUGGGUUCAUUGUCCCAUCUGUUGAAUGCCAAGGCUGGGGGCUACCAGGAGCUGCCCGAUUGGCCUGAAGCCGCCCCAGACCCCUCCGUGCGCAACGUGGAGGUGAAGGAGUCUGUUAUUACGCUGCUCGAAAGAGUCACAACAUUAACGAGUGUGCCUGAAUGGACCAAAUGCAGCAGCCGUGAGAAGAGGAAGGAAAAGAAAGUUGAGAAGCCAUUCUAUUCUGACUCGGAGGGCGAGUCUGGGCCGACGGAGUCUGCCGACAGUGAGUCAGACUCUGCCAGCGCCUCAGAGAGUGGCAGUGGUAGCGGCAGCGGCAGUGAAGAGAGCGGGUCAGGAUCAGAGAGCGAAGAGAGCGAGGAGGGCUCUGAGUCUGAGGAAGAGGAGGAAGAGGAGGAGGAGAAGGAGAAGAAAAAGAAAAAGAAAGAAUUAAAGAAGCCGGUGCAGGAGAGUGAAAGUGAGCAGAGCAGUGAAGAGGAGGAGAGAAAGAGGAAGAACAAACAGCAGAAGAGUGACUCUGAGUCCGAAUCUGAUGAGGAGGAAGAGAGUGUGUCUGAGAGCAGCCAAUCAGAAGAGGAGUCUGAGGACUCAGAGUCCGAGGCAGAGGUCAAACAGAAAAAGAAGACAGCCGCAUCUAAACCUCCUUCCAAGCCUGCCAAAAAAGAGAACAAGAAAGAAAAGAAAGAAAUGUCUCUACUUGACCUUGAUGACUUUGAACCUACUCCCUCUCCUCAAGUCACGCCCGUAAACACCUUCCUGUCCAGCAGCCUGGUGACCGAUCUGGAGGGCUUAUCGUUGACGGAUACUGUUCUCGCCCCAGCAACCAUCGCUCCGUCCAGCGCGCUAAAGAGCUUUGAGCUGCUGCACCGGAUCACAGGGGAGGGUCUGUCGGUGGAGUACUGCUUCAGCCGGCAGCCGUUCAGCCCCGACCCUCACAUGGUUGCCGUGCAGAUCCAGUUCACCAACAGCGCCGCCACUGAGGCGAAGAACCUGCACAUGGAGGACGCCAAGCUCCAGUCUGGGAUGAGGGUCAAGGAGUUCCCAGAGAUUGAGGUACUGCCAGCAGGUGAGACGACAACAGUCGUGAUGGGCAUCGAUUUCUGUGAUUCAACGCAAGCAGCAAACUUCCAGCUCUGCACUCAUACCAGGAAAUUCUUUGUGUCGAUCCAACCACCAGUCGGAGAGCUGAUGACACCAGUCUUCAUGACAGAGAACGAGUUUAAAAAGGAGCAAGAGACGCUAUUAAAGAACAUAGGUCAACUCAUGGGUAUGAAUGAGAUCACAGAAAAGUUGACCCUGAGCGACAAGUGCCAGAACGAACACGCCAUCGUCCAGAGGGUGACCACUGCUGCCAACCUCAGCCGAGUGCCCUGCGGUUCAGAUAAGGAGUGCAGUCCUCCUGUCCCUCCUCCUGACCUUCCUGUCCACAGGUUCGCCGGCAGGACGGUGACCAGUGGCAGUUUGGUGUUGGUCACCGUGGCGACCAAAGAGGAGAGGGCCGCCCAGCUGACAGUCAACUGUGAGAAAAUGGUGAUCGGCACGAUGUUGGUGAAAGACAUCCUCCUGGCUUUGACGCAGUGAUGUGCUGCUGCUUGACCUUUGCCCUCUGUCCCCUCCCUCGACGACCCAGCUGUCACAUAUCCCGACAACUUCCACUAAAUGUCGCUCAUCACAUCUGUAGCAUCUCCUUCAUAAGUGGUGUCAGUGUGAGGGAGUCUCCAGAAUGUUCAGUUUUCUGUUUAAGAGCCCUAGUUUUAGGAAUCACUACUUGAAACAAACUACCGAGUGCAACAGCCACACACCAUCUAUAUGACAAUCAGAAAAGAUUCAUGCUGGGCCUGUGAUAGUUUAAAGGAUCAUUUCUGGCCACAGUGAAUAUUAAACCUGUUUUCCAAAGUGCCCUGUCUCUCUUCUAAAAAAUUCCUAUGGGUUUUUACGCCAAUAUCAGUUAUCAUGCGGCGUAUUUUUCUCUCUCAAGCAAUUCCAAAUGAUAUCAAAGCAAAAUUUGAGAUGGCCAACUCAGUAGUUCCUAUCCAAAAUGCAUGCAAAUGUUUUGAAUUUGUGGGCAAGGAAGUAGAAUAUUUUUGCUUCAAAGCUACAAUACUGGCAACAAUUCUGAAAAAACAAAAAACAAAAAAAAAAAACAGUAUAUAAAUAAAAAAGUACCUAAUCACCUCUCCAACCAGCCUGGUGACUUUCGCCAAAAACUCUCACCAUAAUCUUGGCUUAGACGUUGUUGUAUACACAGAGGUCGCACCCGGGACAACACUUCUCACCAAUUUAGUGACAUUCUCUGUCGUUACAUCCCACCUCAGCUGUUUCUUAUGCACUAUUUCAGAAUUCAGUAAAAAAUGUAGUAAAUAAGGCAAACAGAUUUCUACAAAGUCCCACUGGUGAUGAGUCCCCACCAAACACAAAAAAGGAAAAUGACAGGAAUAAACAAGAGAGAGGGAAAGCACUCUGGAAACUGGGCGUAUCAUUUACCAUGGGCCAAAUUAUUCUGUCAGGAAAGCCUGUUGUGCUGAAUUACUCUCCUGUGAGUAGCUAACUGUAAUUUGGUAGGGUUUAAUUAGCUGAAGAAGAGACUAUAGAAUAAGCAUUAUUAAUGGUCACCUGGUUAUUUCAGCAGAGGAGGAAUAUAGCAUGAGAAGACAACAAGCAUUUGUCUUGAUCAAGAGAGGUAGCUGGAUCAUUAAUUGGCAUAAUUAAUGAAAAAUGUGCUUGAUAGAUGAUUUUCAUUUCAGCUUCUGCAAAUCUGAUUUUCCAAUCAUAGUAUUUGUUGCACCUGUACUUUUAACAUUUACCUGUCAUAGUGUGUAGGAUUCUUCGAGUGAGGGCAUUUAUAAAAAGUAAAAGCUGUAUAAAUGUUAUUGUAUGGAUUGUACGGAACAUGUAAUACAGUAAUACUAUAAGGCGUGCGUGCGUGUGUGUGUGUGUGUGUGUGUGUGUGUUUGUGGGCGUGGUGAAAUUUAAUAUUGGGCUGUCAAACAGAGGUCAAUCAGCCUUUUUCCAAAAGGAGUUUGGCUAACACUGUACUUGGAAGUGCAUUAUGGGGGAUCUGCGGCACAUUAUAAUCAUAUCCAAAAAUGACAUUACACCGGAAAAUAUGUAUGAAUCCAAAUUUUGCUAUCAGAUUGUUAAGAGCGGCACAAGUCACAUCAGAAAACAUGCAACAAGUAUUCUUUAUAAACUAUAAAAAAGGGAUUUGUGGAUGAUUUUAACUCUGUAAAAAUAACAAAACUGAACAUUUGUUACUGCGGUGCUGUUCAAACUUUGUCCUUAGGCUGUAAUGACAAGUUUACGAUUAUUUAAUACUUAGCCCUCUUUCCUGCCAAAAAAAUGUCAUCCAUAGGCUACAUGUCAGUGGCAGUUCUUCUGUGCAGUGAGCUUUGCAGUGGCUACUCCAUCAACGUUACUACUUACACUUAACGUGCUACCGGUAACGUGUGUAUGAUGCUUCAGAGGAAAUUUUCAAAUUGACUGUUACCAUCAUCUCAGUCACCAGUCCACACUGUUUUCAUGCCUUUCAUUCCGUUAUGAUUUCAGGUCAAAGGUCAUGCUUCAUGGCAGGAAACGUUCAACAAAAAAGUGGCUUCUUUUUCUUUUUUUUUUUUUUUUGGUGCCCGUAGAUGUGGUUUCACAUUACCUAUCUAGAAUUCAUUAUUUAUGUAUUUAUUUAUUUAUUGUUUCUGUACUGCUGGAAAAUGUAACGGCUAUCUAUUUUACCAAAGGAGGACAUGGAAUUUUCAGCCCCUAGAAAGGCGAGCAGUAGUGGAGUGACAGCCGUGCUUUGUUUUGGCCUUUUUUGUACAUUGUGUAUUGUUUACCGUUUGAUCCUGCAGAACCAUCGUUUCCAGUCACUGCAGAUCAGUCAUAGUAAAGAAUGUAGGGAGUGUGAAAUGCUUAAAAGUGACUUACAUGCUUAAAAAAUGAAAAGAAAAAAAUUAGGUGGGGUAAAGCUGUCCUUGAAAUCAUAAUUCAUGCAAUGAGCAUUGAUUGGUCUCUUUCAUCCACACUGGCUUCCUCCUUCAAAUAUCCAAAACCUGGUUCUUCAUACCCUUUGUGUGGUUGUGAAAUGUGGUCUUGAAGUAUUACAACUUUAUUUAUUAUACAAAUAAAAAAAGUCAAUAA